AAUUAAGAAAUAACUCUCUCAUUCUCACUCAAUCCCAUCCAUAUAUAUAAAGUACUACCUAAUACAGUUGAGAAUAUGGCUCUAUCUCUCUUCUCCAACCAUUAUUUGUGAAGUUUGUUCAUCUAUUGACAUGGAAGAAGUUCAAGAAACUCAAGUUCAACUCAGCAUUAGGGCUGAGGAAGCUAAUGAAGGAGAUUCUCAUAGCUAUGCAAAUGAAUCCAACCAAUCAACUAGUCCUCAAACCAGAAAACUUGGACUUUGGAUUCGAAUUGGGAUUUAUUCAUUCCUUCUUCUCUCUGGCCAGGCAACAGCAACUUUAUUGGGGAGACUGUAUUAUGAGAAAGGUGGAAAGAGUAAAUGGAUGGGAUCACUUGUUCAGCUAGUAGGCUUUCCAAUUCUUCUUCCUUACUAUCUCUUCCGAAAAAAGAAGAUUAAAACCGAAAACAAUCAAAACACUACUACUAAUACUAAUACUCUUCCCAUUCAAUCAAAAAAGCCAUCUAUGCUAAUUGUUGCCUCAUUUUACUUGGUUUUCGGCCUAAUCAUAGCAGCAAUUUGUUAUCUAUACUCGGUUGGUCUGAUGUACCUUCCAGUGUCAACUUACUCAAUCAUAUUAGCAUCCCAAUUGGCCUUCAAUGCUUUCUUCUCAUUCUUUCUAAACUCACAUAAGUUCACUCCUUACAUAAUCAACUCCCUAGUUCUUCUCACCAUCUCUUCUGUUCUGCUCGUAUUAGAACCCGGUUCUCAAAAAUCUUCUAAAGUCUCAAAAGGGAAGUAUGCAAUUGGUUUUGUUUGCACUGUGGGUGGCUCUGCAGGGUAUGGAUUGGUUCUCUCCUUAACUCAGUUUUUCAUGAACAAAGUUAUUAAGAAGGAGAGCUUUUCAGUGGUAGUGGAUGUCUUAUUGUUUCAAUCACUUGUGGCAACAGUUGUAAUUCUUGUGGGACUUUUUGCAAGUAGUGAGUGGUCAACUUUGAGAAUAGAAAUGAAUGAGUUUGAACUUGGGAAAGUUUCAUAUGUCAUGACAUUAUCAUGGACAGCUAUAACAUGGCAAGUUUUCUCAAUUGGAUUAUUGGGUUUAAUACUAGAAGUCUCUUCCCUCUUCUCCAAUGUCAUAGGUGUUUUGGGUUUGCCUAUUGUCCCAAUUAUGGCUGUGUUUUUCUUCCAUGAAAAGAUGAAUGCGAUCAAGGUUAUGUCUAUGGUUAUGGCUGUUUGGGGCUUUGUUUCAUAUGCUUAUCAGAACUAUCUUGACAAUCAAAGUUCCAAGAAUGACAAUCCAAUAACCAAUAGUUCACCUUAGGAAAAAAUCAAUGGUUGAAUUUAUGAACUAGCUUGUUUUCUAAAAGGGCUAUACAUGCACAUGUAAAAAGAAGAGAGAAAAAUAUAAUAUAAUAAAAUAAAAUAAAAGAUUGUAAUGUUUUAUUCCUUGUCCUAAUGUUUUUAUUAAUGCUCGAAUAAUUGUUUUGUAG
Molecule: messenger RNA, 1466 nt
Organism: Cannabis sativa
Lineage: Eukaryota; Viridiplantae; Streptophyta; Magnoliopsida; Rosales; Cannabaceae
Product: purine permease 21
Exons: 2
Coding region: 131-1297 (388 amino acids)
Cellular component (GO): membrane
Molecular function (GO): purine nucleoside transmembrane transporter activity
Source: RefSeq, a predicted model, not a curated record